AUGUUGAGCAUCAAGAGUUCUUACACCGUUAAGCCGGCUUCUCCAACCCCCAACUGCCGGCUCUGGUUAUCGGACUCCGAUCAGCUCGAACCCUAUACCCAUGCACCCACCAUCUACUUUUACCGAUCACCCAUCGGCGUUUCACCGUCCUCGGCGGUUGAAACCAUGAGAAGCUCUUUAAGCCAAGCGCUGGUGCAAUUCUAUCCAUUAGCAGGCCGUCUGCAGUGGAUUGAUGGAACUCGGCUUGAACUCGAUUGCAACGCCAUGGGGGUAGAGCUCCUUGAGGCUGAGUCAGAAAACAGAAUCGAUGACUUCGGCGACUUCCGGCCAACCCCAGAGAUCAGACAACUCAUCCCUCGGGUUGAUUACGGUCUUCCCAUUAACGAGAUCCCGCUGUUACUGGUGCAACUCACCAGCUUUCCCUGUGGUGGCAUUAGCAUUGGGGUAGCUAUAUCACACAGCGUCGUGGAUGGAAAAUCCGCCAUUAAUUUUAUCGGUGCCUGGACCAAGAUUGCCCGGGGUGAGAAACCGGAUCCGACCCCACCAUUCCUUGAUCGGACGGUUCUACAAGCGAGUGGACCUGUUGUGGCCCCACGCUUUGAUCACGUGGAAUUCGAUUCUCUACCCCACUUGAUUGGCCGACCGGACGAUAAGGAAGAGAGAGCGAAGGAAACAACGGUGGAGAUGUUCAAGCUGACGAAAGAGCAAGUGGAGAAGCUGAAGAGCAAAGCUAACGAGGGUCGAACCAAAGAUUCCGGUCGAGCCUACACUCGAUACGAAGCCAUUGCUGGGCACGUGUGGAGAUGCGCGUGUAAAGCACGCGCGCACGAGAGGGAGCAAUUAACGAAGGUGCGCAUCAUAGUUGAUUGUCGCAACCGGUUGAAUCCUCCCCUCCCGCAAGGGUAUUUUGGGAAUGCAAUUKUUCCGACGAUCGCCACCGCUCGAUCUGGUGACUUGAUGGAUCAGCCAUUGGGUUACGCAGCAGGCAAGAUCAGAGAGGCAGUGGUGAAGAUGACGGAUGAGUACGUGAGAUCUGCCAUUGAUUUCCUGAGAAGUCAACCGGAUCUGAUGCGAUUUAGGACUUCUUUCCAUUCAGUGGGCUGCUCAGAGGGGGGUUUCUUUGGAAAUCCAAAUCUAACGAUUACGAGCUGGCUGGGCUUGGCGAUAUACGAAGGAGACUUUGGGUGGGGAAGGCCCAUAUACAUGGGCCCAGGAUUAAUUGCUUCAGACGGAAAGUGUAGCGUCCUGUCCGGUGGGGAAGAUGGAUCUCUGGCCAUUCCGUUAGGAUUGCAGGUGGCCCACGUGGAUGCUUUUAAGGAAUUGUUUUACGAGGAUAUUAUGUAA
Molecule: messenger RNA, 1344 nt
Organism: Nelumbo nucifera (sacred lotus)
Lineage: Eukaryota; Viridiplantae; Streptophyta; Magnoliopsida; Proteales; Nelumbonaceae
Gene: SHT
Product: spermidine hydroxycinnamoyl transferase
Molecular function (GO): acyltransferase activity, transferring groups other than amino-acyl groups
Source: RefSeq, a predicted model, not a curated record